AUGCAACCUCACUAAAAUAAUCAAGACUUUUUUAUUUUGCGUUUUUAAAUUUUUUUAUUCUAUUCGUUAAUUUAAUUUUUUCUUUAACUCGUUCAGAACUAUGCUCUAUCAAACAUUGUCAUCGUUGAUAAUUUGAAAUGUAUUUUUAUUAGUAGUUUUUUUUUAAUAUUUACGCAUUUGGAUUAUAUAAGUACGUUAUCGUGAUCUUUUGUUUUCCGUAUUAACUUCUCUGUUUCAACUUAUAAUUCUAUUAGUGAUAGCAAAAAUGGGCAAUGGUGACGAAGAAUACGAUUAUUUGUUUAAAGUUGUUCUUAUUGGAGAUUCUGGUGUUGGCAAGAGUAACUUGCUAGCUAGAUUUACUCGCAAUGAAUUCAAUCUAGAAUCAAAGUCUACCAUUGGGGUAGAAUUUGCUACAAGAAGCAUUAAGGUAAAUAAGAAAAUAAUCAAAGCUCAAAUUUGGGACACUGCGGGACAAGAACGAUACAGAGCUAUCACAUCAGCUUAUUAUCGAGGAGCUGUAGGUGCACUGUUGGUUUAUGAUAUUGCAAAACAGUUAACUUAUCAAAAUGUAGAGCGAUGGUUGAGUGAACUUCGUGAUCAUGCUGAUCAAAACAUAGUCAUUAUGUUAGUGGGUAAUAAGUCAGAUUUGCGUCAUCUAAGAGCUGUACCAGCAGAUGAAGCUACAGCAUUUGCUGAGGCCAAUAAUUUGUCAUUUAUAGAAACUUCUGCUCUUGAUUCGACCAAUGUCGAAACUGCUUUUGAAAACAUAUUAACAGAAAUCCAUCGCAAAGUAUCAGCCCGUCAAAUGGAUAGUAUGGAUGGGGACGAAAUUGACAAAGUGUGUAUGAAGCCAAUCAGGAUAGAUGCAACUACAGCAAACACAAAUGAUUCGGCUGCAUUCCAAAUUAAACAAUUCUGUUGUAAUGCGUCAGCUUGAGUAUCAAAAUUUAAGUUCACUUUUAGAUUUUAUAAGUGUUGUCCCCUUUUCCAUAUUUUAUUUUAUUAUAAUUAUUAUUUUACAGUACAGGUAUUUUAAUUUAAGUUAAAUUAAAAUUCUUUUACUUGCUUCUCAUUUUGGGGCUCUUAUCUCUUCAUUAUUUAAAUACAAAUUAUACUUAUAAUUCUAUGUAUGUUUAAUAUU
Melanaphis sacchari is the source of this 1141-nucleotide messenger RNA. It is a transcript of the gene Rab11, whose product is annotated as ras-related protein Rab-11A. The record is from RefSeq and is a predicted model, not a curated record. Gene Ontology annotation, molecular function: GTP binding; GTPase activity. The transcript has 5 exons. Gene Ontology annotation, cellular component: recycling endosome. Gene Ontology annotation, biological process: exocytosis. The coding region runs from base 266 to 937 and encodes 223 amino acids. Lineage: Eukaryota; Metazoa; Arthropoda; Insecta; Hemiptera; Aphididae.